Molecule: messenger RNA, 645 nt
Organism: Caenorhabditis elegans
Lineage: Eukaryota; Metazoa; Nematoda; Chromadorea; Rhabditida; Rhabditidae
Source: the annotation of a RefSeq genome assembly
AUGAGUUUCUUAGCAGAGAUUCAUGGCUUGGCCCAACUAUUGGUAAUGGUUUUUACUCUCGCCGUUACUGCCCAUCUCUGUGGUAAGAAGAAAAACAAGAAGAAGGAGGACAAGACAAAAGCCAUGUCGGCUAUCAAAAUGACCACCACAAUGGGUACUACAGCUAACAUGCAUCCAGCAGAGCCUGUAGUCGAGAAAAAAGAGGAGCCGAAGGAGAAAGUUCCAGAGAAAAAGGAGGAGGAGAAGAAGGAAACCACGAAGAAGGAAGAUGUUAAGGAGGAGAAGAAGGAAGAGGAGAAGAAGGAAGAGGAGAAAAAGGAGGAAAAGAAAGAAGAUGAGAAGAAGAAUAGUGGAAAUGAUAAAAAGGAGAAGGAUGACGGAGGAAAGAAGGACGAGGGAGGAAAGAAGGAGGAGGCCAAGGAGGAGAAAAAGGAAUAAGCUAAGGAAGGAGAGAAGAAGGAUGAGGAGCCGAAGCCAAAGAAGGAGAUUGUGCCGGAAGUUCAGAAGUAUACUUCCAAGGAGAAGGCGAUUGCUGAAGGCGUCAAGAAGAAGAAGACGGACUAUCCGACUAUGGAGGAUGUUCCGAGUGAUUGGGAGAGUGAGAAGAAAAAGAAGAAGAAGACGGAGGCGGAUGAUAAGGAAUGA